Molecule: messenger RNA, 318 nt
Organism: Prorocentrum cordatum
Lineage: Eukaryota; Dinophyceae; Prorocentrales; Prorocentraceae
Source: the annotation of a GenBank genome assembly
AUGAGCCUGCACGGACGGUUCCAAGUGUCCGUGCUAUUUGUCUCUCAUCUUCGUUGCGGUUGCUGCUCCGCUCUCUUUCAUAGCCCAAGUAUUCCUUUCGUUUGUGCAGAAGAGGUCUACCGCAAGAAAUGGCGCAUCCACAUCGAGCGCGUCACGCGUGACAAAGCCAACGGGCAGACUGUGCCGAUUGGUAUCCACCCGUCGAAGGUGACGAUCACGAAGAUCAAGCUCGACAAGGAUCGUAAGGCUCUGUUGGACCGCAAGGGCGGCAAGGGCAAGAAGGGCCAGAAGUACACCGACAAGGACAUGGAAAAGUGA